Molecule: messenger RNA, 3948 nt
Organism: Didymella exigua CBS 183.55
Lineage: Eukaryota; Fungi; Ascomycota; Dothideomycetes; Pleosporales; Didymellaceae
Exons: 2
Coding region: 89-3766 (1225 amino acids)
Biological process (GO): signal transduction involved in filamentous growth; fungal-type cell wall organization; establishment of cell polarity
Cellular component (GO): extracellular region; plasma membrane; cell surface
Molecular function (GO): osmosensor activity
Source: RefSeq, a predicted model, not a curated record
UCACGAUUGCAGGUGUACCGACUUUGCUCGCGCUCUAUACCCUCGACAUAUCUUAAUAAGGAUCUAGUGCUUGAAGUUAAUCACAAACAUGACGCGCUCAACAUCAGUAUGGGCCGCUGCCCUCAUCAUAGCCAGCAUUUCUGGCUCUGGACCCAUUGCACUAGCAGAGGCCAUGCCAGCACCGCAACCACAGCAAACACAGGGCAAGCCCCGCUACUACUUCCCGCGCCAUGUCAAGCGUCAGAUCAACACCGAGACGGCUAAUGUUACGGCACCCGCAACACCUUCCUCGUCCUCAUCCACCCUAUCCUCGAGCUCGAGCAGCGAGAAGAGAGAGCCUCAGCUCCCGAACUUCACAUCAUGGUUCAAUUCAUUGAUCAACUCUCAGUCAGCGUCCUCGUCUUCUUCGACAUCAUCUGAUCUCUUCUCUACCCAGAGCGAGCAGGACUUUUCAAGUGCGGCGCCCUCAUCGAUUAUCGUAACAUCGACACCUCAGAACUCUCAGAUCCAGGCUCCGUCCGGAACACGCAGCCCUUCUUCAUCACCCGUCCCUUCGUCCUCAACAACCCCGGAGCAGGUUUCUACUGCGCCAACUCCAUCAAGUGCUCCCGUUGAGACCAGUCCUGAGAAUGUUUCGUCGAGCCCUGUUGCUGCACCGAUUACCACACCAGAGGAGUCCACAACCGCUACAGUUGUUACAUCAUCCCCGGCACCAAGCUCGACUCUCGAGCAGCGGUCAUCAUCUCAGGUCCAGAAUACCCCUGACGCGGAGAGGCCUGCAACAACUAGUACUCUGUCUCAAGCUUCGGAGGUCGCUCUGCCAACAACUUUGUCCUCGCCUUCACCUCCUGCGGCUCCCACCUCCCAGACGCCUUCUGACACCGAGGAGCCUAGCAGCACUACGCCUGCCCAGCAGUCGUCCGCAGCAGGUACCGGUAUCCUGCCUCAACUUUCGGAGAUUCUCCGGCCUACGAGCUCUCCCUCGCCAUCUGCGGCCCCGAGUUCUCGGACUCCCGCCGAGGUUGAGCCCAGCAGCAGCACUCCGGCUGCUCAGCAGCCCUCUUCUUCUGCUGGAGCCUCGACUGGUCUGCUCCCUGCACUGUCUGCGAUACUCCAGCCCCUCACAUCGUCUGCGCCUUCUGUGCCCACACAGUCGACUGUGGACGAGCAGCCCACUCAAAGCGCAGACGGAGGACUUCUCUCGUCUCUUCUGGGCGUUCUCCUUCCUUCCAGCAGUGGCCUGCCUGCCUCUGAGUCCAUCGUCCAGCCUACCGAGGUUCCUGUUACCUCGCCGCAGCAGGCCGCUUCAACUGGCGCACUGCCCGAUGUGAUUAUCCCUGGAACACCAUCAGCUACCCCCACCUCAGAGGCGCCUUCGUCCGCGCCAUCGAGCUUCCAGGGUCCCUUCAUUGUUCCGGGAACUUCGGAGACACCUUCGCAGUCUACCGCCACCGACGCUGUCGCCUCUACGGAUCUCCUUCCCCCUGCGUCUGCGAUUGUACAGCCUACUUCGUCUGCUGGUCUUCUAGAUGGCCUGUCUUCGCUCCUUNCUGAGCCUACCCAGGGUGCCUCUACGGGUCUCCUUCCCCCUGCAUCUGCGAUCGUGCUGCCUACAGGCGAUCUCUCUUCGCCCGCCCAGAGCCCUGAUGCUGUUCCCACAUCUCAGGCGGCCUCUACUGGUGGUCUUGUUGGCUCUCUCUUGUCGUCACUUCUUGGUGCCGAGCCUACACCUACCUCAGAUGUCGAGUCUGGUAUUCUUCCCAGCGAUAGUGUAGUGCCUACUGGUGUCUCCAGCGGCGGUAUCAUCAUUGGCAUUACCACAGCGCUCGGCACGGAGACCGCAUCUGCGUCGACUCCUAUCACCAGCGGAGCUUCAGGUGCUAUACCCACCUCGGAGGGUGCUCCUGCCAGCUCUGGCCUUCUCGACCUGUCUUCGCUCCUAUCUUCAUUGGUCUCUGAGGUCCCACCAACUGGCGUACUUCCCAGCUUUGGCUUUGCCAACCCCACUGCUCCUGCCUCGGCCUCGACCACUCCUCCGCCAUCGGCUUCUGGUCUCUUGCCGUCGGUCGCUCCCUCCAUUAUUUCCGAGCUGUCCAGCCUUCUGUCGUCCGCUGUCUCUGCUGUACCCACUGGCUCUGAUCGCCCGAGCUUGAUCUCCAGCUUGGUGUCCAGCGCUGAGUCUGCCCUCACUUCGGCCUCUAUCCUGCCAACUGGCACUCUCCCCGUGCCCAUCCCAACCUCAGACAUCAGCAGCAUUGCUUCCAGCAUCGCGUCUGACUUCUCUUCCGGCCUUGUCUCAUCUGGCAUCCUGCCUUCGGUAACAGUCUCAGGCUCAGUCACACCUUCGGCAAGCGUCUCACUGUCCGCCUCUUCGGGUGUCUUGCCUUCUUUCACAUUAUCCGGAUCAGGUGUGUCUUCUGGCAUUGUCCCGUCGACUUCGGUUGGUACCGCUGUCUCGUCGAGCGCUACCAUCUCGCCGAGCGAGUCUGUCAGCAUCCCGUCUUCCAUUCCCGCUUCUGAGAGUCCCUCCUCUGGCCUCGUCUCGAGCAGUACGGUACCCACCGCUUCCACUUCUGAGUCCACAUCAGCUGCUACAGGCUCCGCUUCCCUAUCUGCUUCAGGAACUGUAUCGUUCACAUCGGAGUCCUCUGUCGCACCUUCUGCUUCUCUUUCAGCAUCAGAGACUCUGUCGGCGUCAGCAUCUGCACCUGCGUCCGUCAGCGUCACAGCAUCUGCUAGCAGCACCUUCCUUAGCGACUCGGCUACGCUCUCGAUUCCUACAACCCCCUCAGCCACCAGCUCGCAGAGUCCCAUUCGUACUGUUGCGCCCACUGCCACCAACACCGAUACCUCCCUUACCGUUCUCACAAGUAUUGUCCAGGAGGCCUCCACGGUUGCUUCGCCGACUGCUUCAACCAGCGUUGGCAUUCCCUCGAGUCUGCCAAGGAUGAUUGCCCCCCCUGAUGGCGUUCCCGGCGAGGUCUCUGAUGACAGCUUCAUGGGCCAGGUGUGCUUCAAGUGGCCAUUGAACUACCCCUUCGUGUCUGGCAGCGAGGACAACGGCAAUCAGAUCUUCCACUACCUGCCCAUAGCUAUCGCAGAUGGUCUCAACAUCUCCACCUCUGACGUCAAGAACUACGGACUGAAGCCUCUGGACACCACACAGUACCAGGGCUUCAUCACUACUAUGGCGAUGUUCACCAUUCCCAAGGACUUGCAGACCAAGCUCGCCGCUCAGCUUCGUAACCCUGCUGAUCCAUUCUGGCACAACAAGGACUCCACUGUCAAUGAUCUGACCAACUUGAUCAACACUGCAUGCCCUCUCGCAGCUGGCGGUACCAUGUCUGGCGGUUCCAACGUCGCUGGUGGUGACCCUGCCGCGACAUCCAUUGGAGGCGCCGGUGAUGGUGGUGCCUUGGGAGGGGAUGCCGGUGCCAGCCGCAAGAUCAACCCGACCAGUGCAGGUAUUGCGACCGGCGCCAUUGUUGGAGCCAUGGCCUACGGUGCGGCUAUGUUCUUCGUCGCUCGCAGGUACCGCAACAAGCGCAUCGCUCACCAGCGCUCCAGCUCCGUCCCUAGCACUAGCCGCAUGACAUACGGUUCCAUUCCUGGUGGCGCGGCUGCCUGGAUGCGUGGUGCCCGCGAUGGCCGCAUGACACCUGGUAGUCGCGGAAGCCAUGGAAGUGCCAGCAGCCGAGGACAGAGCAUCCGUACACAGCAGAUCUCGGCUCCCGUCAUGGCUGAGAACUCGCUAGGCUGGAACUGAGUGUUUGUCCGUCGACACCGUUUACUUGCAGGAUCUCGAGUCAGCUGUUCAGCGCGCGCAUAGCCAGACCACAUGUGCUUCGAUCUCAGCAUCUAUCUCGCGAACCGAUCCAUCCAUGCUAGCAUUUGCAUCUCGCACCUAGCGCACACAACUCUCUCACAUAUUGUCGCUUAUUAUGUUCG